Molecule: messenger RNA, 1438 nt
Organism: Periconia digitata
Lineage: Eukaryota; Fungi; Ascomycota; Dothideomycetes; Pleosporales; Periconiaceae
Source: the annotation of a GenBank genome assembly
UAAUCAGUGGAUGACCCACGUGACAUAUAUGGUCCCACUUACACCAGUUGACAGUUCCUACGCUGGAGCUUUAAACGAAGAAAUGACACCGUCACCCCCAGCAACAAAUAGCGUGUGCUUAUCAGCACCAAUAGCUACCGAAGUCCCGUUCUUGAUAGAUGCGACAGUACUGACUAGGCUAAUACUCAAUCUAUGUAAAGGUGGGGCUGCACUGUGCACUGUCAAUAUAUGCACGUCGACUGCCUACCGGUAUAAGACGGGGUUCCUACCGGCUGUACGUAUCGGGUCGCAUGUCAAUAAUUGCGCUCGAUUUUCUCAGCCUCGUCCGCGUCCAUCCACGAUGCUCUCCCCCAGUUCAAUGGAGUUUAUUUCGAUGCUCAUCGUGUUUGUCAUCGGUGCCAUCCUUUUUUGGCCCCCCAAAACGCGGAAAUUCGCUCGUCGAGGCUGGGAACCAGGGUACUGGGACUUGAAAGUGUGGCCAGCCCGCGUGUAUUUCUUCUUCAAAGGCCACGAUGUCGUCGAGACGGCUUACCGCGAGGCAAAAAACGUUCCAUACAGGCUGCAGACGCUGAUCGAAGAUGUUUUGGUUUUACCGCCCGAGUAUCUUCCUGAGUUGCGUAUGCUGCCUAGUAGUAAGCUAAGCGCUUCAGAAGCCCUUGUUGUUAGUGUCUUAGGGCAAUACAGCGGUGUAGACGUCAUCCUAAAGGACCGGCAAGCGUACGAUGUUACGAGGCUCCAGCUAACAAAGAGUCUACCAAAUCUGCUCCCAGCGCUUUCCCAAAAGGCAGACCAGAUUCUUUCGGAAAGGUUUCACGCAUUGACUACAUCAGAGUAUAGUGAAGUUGAAAUCCAAGAUGUCGUCUCUGAUCUCGUCCUGCGAACUACUUUGUUAGCCUUUGUAGGCCCAGAAUUGGCAGAUAAUGCUGAGCUACAUGCGCUCAUUAAUGCACACGCCAACCUCGUCCGCGACAUCGCUGUAUGUCUUUUAUUCGUUCCUAAAUUCAUGAGGCAUUGGAUCCUGCCAAUUCUUCCACCGAGUGUCCGCAUGCGCCGUCUGCAUGAAAGAAUGCGGGGAAUCUUGUUCAAGCACCGUAGAACAACUCAGAGCGGAGAACCUUUGGAUACGCUGCUGCAGCACUUGAUCGACACAUCCAAGAUCUUGGAUGAGGAGGAUAUCGUCGCCAAGCUCUUAGUUGUCAGUGGUGCCGCGCUGCAUACGAUGACUAUGUCCACUAUUCACGCCAUUAUAGAUCUUUGCGCGUAUCCGGAUCAUACCUCAGAGCUUCGACAUGAAAUCUCGCAACAUCUACCCUCGCCAACACCACCCUGGCCCGCCGACGCUAUCGCCCGCCUUAGGCUGCUUGAUGCCUUCCUGAAGGAAUCCCAACGUUUCACUCCCCCCAAUUACUGUGCAUAUUGCCCUGGAAUCAAACCCUGA